GAGAAACCCACUGACAGCAUCGUCAUUAGUGGUUUAGAAGUAAGCAGCUUAGAAGGAGGAAACUUCUAUGGACUGCCUGACGUUUACACGCAGAAAGAAAUACCAGUCAGCAAAAAUCACAUACCAAGGCAGAAAGAUUUGGAGAUAUGGCCACACUUGAAGGAUGUAUUUCUGCCCAGCAUUGAUGCUGACAUUGAUCUCCUGCUUGGUACAAAUGUGCCCAAACUCAUGGAGCCAUGGAGGGUGAUAAAUAGCCAUGGCAAUGGGCCUUUUGCAACUAAAACCCUGCUAGGCUGGGUUGUCAGUGGUCUCCUCCAUAACGAGCACACACGUUUCAAUAAGCAAGGCAAACCAUAUGUUUACAGCCACCGGAUUUCAGUGGAAACCUUACAUGAUCUUCUGAUUCAGCAAUACAACCAUGACUUUCCUGAGAGUGCGUAUGAGAAGGAGGAAAUGUCUCAAGAUGAACUGAGAUUUCUGGACAUAAUGAACUCCUCCAUUAAAGUAAAAGAUGGACAUUAUCAGUUGCCAUUGCCAUUUAAAGGAGAUCCCAAAAUGCCUAACAACCGUUUGAUGGCAGAGCAAAGGGCAGAAUCUUUGAAGCGGAAGUUUGGGAGGAAUACAGUCUUCAAGGAGGAAUACACGUUGCUCAUGAAUGGCAUGUUAAAAUGUGGACAUGCUGAACUUGUGCCCAAAGAGGAAGUGGCAUUACAGAGCACAAAACGUUGGUACAUACCACAUCAUGGAGUACGCCACCCCAAAAAGGGAAGCUUACGAGUGGUUUUUGACUGCUCCGCAUCUUACCAGGGAACAUCUCUCAACAAUGAACUUCUGAAGGGCCCAAAUCUUACAAACUCCUUGAUUGGUGUCCUGCUGCGUUUCUGUCAUGGGAACGUGGCCAUACUGGCGGAUGUGGAGAAGAUGUAUUAUCAGGUGAAGAUACCACCAAAGCAUGCUGACUUUUUGCGCUUCUUGUGGUGGAAAGAUGGCAACACAACUCAGCCUCUCAUGGAAUAUAGGAUGACUGUUCACAUCUUUGGAGCUACAUCAUCAGCUAGUUGUGCCAGUUAUGCCUUGAGAAGGACUGCUGAGGACCACAAAGACAGCUUCUCAGCUGACACAGUGAACACGGUCCUCAACAACUUUUUCGUUGAUGAUUUGCUAAAGUCUGUGGAUACAGAGGCCAAUGCCAUACAACUGUACAAGGAAUUAAAGGCUCUGUGUGCAGCAGGAGGUUUCAAUCUAACAAAGUGGUCCAGUAACAGCCGAGCUGUCCUGGCCCACAUUCCAGAAUGUGAAAUGGCUAAGGAAGUAAAGGACUUGGACCUAGACCUGGAAGACCUGCCAAUAGAAAGGGCCCUAGGCGUGCACUGGAGUGCAGAAAAUGACGUCUUUAAGUUCCAUGUAGCUCCCAAAGAACAACCAUGCACCAGGCGAGGCAUUCUGUCUACGGUCAGUUCAAUGUAUGACCCGCUAGGUUUUCUUGCCCCAGUAACCUUUCCAGCAAAACAUCUGCUGCAGGAACUUUGCAGGCUGAACCUUAGCUGGGACGAAGACAUACCCAACACCCUGAUGCAAUCCUGGAAACUUUGGCUGCAAAGCCUUGAGACUCUCACAGACUUCAACAUCACCCGCAGUUUCAAACCAAAGACGUUUGGAAAGGUUGAACAUGCACAGUUGCACCACUUCUGCGAUGCAAGUGAAGUCGGAUAUGGCAUGGUGACCUACUUGAGGUUAGUCAACAGUCAGGAGCAGGUGCAUGUGAAAUUUGUGAUGGGGAAAUCAAGAGUGGCACCGUUGAAGUUGUUGACAAUCCCACGUCUUGAGCUGACUGCUGCAGUACUAGCCGUUCGUAUAGACCGGAUGCUCAUGGAUGAGCUGAAACUAGACUUGGAACCAUCCGUGUUUUGGACAGACAGUACGACUGUCUUGAAGUACAUACGAAGUGACAGCAGACGAUUUCACACAUUUGUUGCCAAUCGUGUAAACGCAAUAAGGGGCAUGUCACAUGUGUCACAGUGGAAACAUGUUUCUGGAAAACUGAAUCCUGCAGACUAUGCAUCACGUGGAUUGAACGCUGCAGAGUUUCUGAAAGGCAACAACUGGAUUAACGGUCCCAAGUUCUUGAAAGACCUGCCCAAACACUGGCCCAACUCACCUGUCGACCUUGGGAUUCCACCAGAUGAUUUAGAGUUGAGAAAAAAGGUAUUUGAAGUCCAUGCCACUGUUGCCAGUCAUCAUGAUCCGAUCAGCAUGUUACUGAACAACUUCUCCAAUUGGAAUAAGCUUAGAAGAGCUGUUGCCUGGUUCUUAAAGCUGAAGCGUAUACUUACCCAACGUGUUCUCAAAAGAAAAGGGGCCUUAAAGGGAGUUGAGGCUGGUCCCAUGACACAUUCUGUUCAAGAUCUAGAAGAGGCAGAAGAAUCUAUUGUGAAGUUCUGCCAAAAGCAAGGAUUUCCGCAGGAGAUAGAAUGCCUGCGCAAUGGAAAGAACGUCAGCCGGAAAAGCUCCAUCUUCAGACUAGACCCAGUCCUUGACCAUGGCAUUUUAAGGGUUGGUGGCCGCCUUAGCAGGAUGGCUAUGCCAGAAGAGCAGAAACAUCCAGCUAUCUUGCCUAAGAGGCAUUACAUUUCAGAGCUUCUGCUUCAACAUAUCCAUAAGCAAGUUGGUCAUUGUGGCAGAAAUCAUAUUUUGGCAAACUUAAGGAAAAGGUAUUGGAUUCCUUGUGCAAAUUCCUUUGCAAGGGAAAUUGUAAACAAUUGUGUCCCCUGCAGGCGGAACUAUGCACGUGCAGGGGAGCAGAAAAUGGCAGAUCUGCCAAUUGACCGUUUGACUCCUGACCUCCCUCCAUUCUCACAUGUUGGAGUGGAUUACUUUGGACCAAUAGAGGUGAGAAGAGGGCGUGGCAUGGCGAAACGUUACGGUGUGAUAUUUACUUGCCUGACUACCAGAGCAGUCCAUUUGGAAGUAGCACACUCAAUGGAUACAGACUCCUGCGUGAAUGCGUUCAGACGCUUCAUCUCCAGAAGAGGCCAAGUAAAGGAACUAAGGUCAGACAAUGGAACUAAUUUGAUCUCUGCUGAAAAGGAGUUACGGGAUGCACUGAAACGUUGGAAUAUGGAUCAAAUUGAGCGCAGCCUCAUUCAGAAAGGUGUUAAAUGGACGUUCAAUCCUCCAGCCGGCGCCCACCAUGGAGGCAUCUGGGAGCGCAUAAUAAGAAUGGUGAAAAGAAUAUUAUCCUCCAUCACAAACCAGCAGUCUUUGGAUGAUGAAGGUCUAGUCACAGUAAUGUGCGAAGUUGAAUCCAUCCUAAACAGCCGGCCUUUGACAACCGUUUCCAAUGACCCCAAUGACUUGGAACCAUUGACUCCUAAUCACCUCUUACAGCUUAAAGUUCAGCCUGUUCUCCCACCAGGAACAUUCAAACUGGAAGACCUGUAUGCCAGAAGACGGUGGCGACAAAUACAGUAUAUCGCAGAUCUCUUCUGGACACGGUGGAUACAGGAAUAUGUUCCACUCAUGCAGGAACGAUCUAAAUGGUCCCGCAUCAGGCCCAACUUCUGCGUGGGAGACAUCGUGGUGAUUGCUGAUCCUACAGCACCGCGAGGCUCAUGGGUGAUGGGAAGAGUCAUCGAAGCCAUAGCUGAUUCCAAGGGCCUUGUUCGUUCUGUGAGAUUGCAAACUAGAACCAACCAACUCCUAAGGCCCAUCAGCAAGAUCUACCUGUUGGUCAAGGCCAACAACUGACAUUGAACAAGACUCAUGACAUGCGCACGAGCUUCCAUUUGCACUGCAUUCAUAGACUGAUAUUUGCACACAUUUAUAGUAUAAUUGGAUUUAGAACACUUAGAAUUAGAAUUUAGAAAUUGAAUUCAUUGUUUAUUGGUAACUGGCCCCAUUGUAAAUUUGUUUUGUUAUAGCACACCUGGUAGCUAUAAGGGGCCGGAUAUGUUGGAGCCAGUUUUAGUUUCCUUAGAUUAAAUUCUUAUUUUGGUUAACUUACUUUGGUUUGCUGGCCUCAGGCCAUGGACUUUUAUUUUGACACAGUUUUUGGUCACCUGACCAGGUAAAGAUGGCUGCCUCUCACUUAGUAGACAGUCUCAGUUAGACAAAGAAAAGGGUUGUAGUGAUAUAGUUUUUUACCGCUUUAACCACUUUAAGCUUGAAUAUUUGGAAGCCUUUGAACUUGGAAAAAUAAUUACUUAAGUUUAUUCUUUAAACUUCUUUAUGUUGAGUCUUUAUAUUUGGUUUACUUUGCAUUAGUUGGAUAACAAACAAUUUAGAUUGCUUCACUGUGUAGCACCUGUUUGGCUGCCUAUACCCUCUCCCUUCUCCCUGCUGCUGCCUGCCUGCCACUUCCCCUCUCCCUUCUCCCUGCUGCUGCCUGCCUGCCUGCCUGCAUGCCAUUGCCCUUUCCCUUUGCCUGCCUGCUACUUACCUGCUUGUGGCCUACUUACCUCCAUCUUCAACAUCUUCAUUCAUCUGGACCAAGGUAUGAACAACAGCUGUACACAGUGUUUAAAGAUAAGCGCGUGACAACCACUAUACUACAUUUACCUUUUUAAAGAUUUGAUUGACUCGAAACUGGAACUCACAUUGGU
Molecule: messenger RNA, 4601 nt
Organism: Astyanax mexicanus (Mexican tetra)
Lineage: Eukaryota; Metazoa; Chordata; Actinopteri; Characiformes; Acestrorhamphidae
Exons: 1
Coding region: 229-3747 (1172 amino acids)
Biological process (GO): DNA integration
Molecular function (GO): nucleic acid binding
Source: RefSeq, a predicted model, not a curated record